AUGUUGUAUACCGGUAGAUCACUACUCGCAUUACUCUUUUUCAGUCUUACAGGACACUGCGCACUUGUUGCUGCGAAAAUCACGAAAGACGAGCAGAAAGCUUUCGAUCGGCUGGUCAAGGCUGUGAUUAAAGAAGGAGGUUAUGUUCAUCCAUCCAUUGGAAUCCUGUCGCCAGCACCAUCUGGAGCCCCACGAGGCAUUGGUAUGGUCGAGAAUGUGAAACCAAAAAUCGAAUCUGGUAAAGAUAUGCUGAUGAAGGUUCCGUACUCUUAUCAGAUGACCCGAGAUCUGGCAAUGUCAACGCUCAUGGACGUGAUACCGCCAAUGGUUCUGGUGGAUGCACCAUUGUUAGAGUUGGACGAUUCAGCCUUGCUGGUGUUACUUCUGGCCCAUGAAUACGGUCUCGGCAAGAACUCAAAGUUCCAUGCCUAUACAGAAUUUCUACCAAGCUGGCAAGACGAAGGUGGCGGAUGCGGUUAUGAAAACGUUCAAGAUUUUCGUCAGUUGCCUGCAGGUAUUGAACCUGAAGAGAUUGAAAUGGCUUUACAAUAUGCCACCCACGUGUCUCUUGGAAUGUAUGGUGAUUAUGGCGAAUACUUGGCAAAUGACGCUUGGCCCAGGGAAUGGAAAGAUGAACCUGCACUCGCCUUGCGAUGGGCAAUGUGUGUCGUCAGUUCUCGGGCAACCGCUGCCAAUCGACGUGCUGGAGACAACAAUUCGGGAACUGGUGUUCGCCUUAUUCCAUUGGUGGAUCUUGCUAAUCACCGCAAAGCUUCUAGUGGCUUUGUUGAACUGUCAGGAAGCGAGAGAAUAGUUUAUGACGAUUUCAUGGAUGCCACCUCAGAUGACACAGGUAGCUUUGUGGUGCGCUCGGCAUGGAAAUGCGGAACAACUCGAGUUGAUUUGGAAAAGGGAGAUGAAAUCACAGUUAACUACAACUUGCCUGCGUAUCAAGCUGUUGACUGGUUCUUAAGUCUUGGAUUUCUGCCAGCUGAAUUGAGUUCGAACACUAUGAAAACCAACGAUGAGCUAUAG
Molecule: messenger RNA, 1035 nt
Organism: Cylindrotheca closterium
Lineage: Eukaryota; Bacillariophyta; Bacillariophyceae; Bacillariales; Bacillariaceae
Source: the annotation of a GenBank genome assembly